UCUCAGGGUAAUACAUCGCUCUCUGAAGAGUGCAUACCGUUGCAUAAUGCAUCUCCCUUCUCUGUGGUUUCCUGCAAACUACAUUCAAUGCACCUCCUAACGCCACUUCAAAUGUAACUAUGCAUGUUCACUGUGAGAAUCUACGCAUUGAUAAGAAUUUUCCCAUAUUUACAUUGGGCUGGGCAAUUGUUUUAUCAGCAGUCAUAUCAGUGGAACAAAGAUGGUGUAAUGCGGUUAACGAGGAGUCGUAUUCGUUCAAUUACGUAAUAAAUGUUGAGGGUAUUAUCAGUCAACACAAUGAACACCGUCAUUUCGACGUAACCAGAGGUUCCUACAGCUUUUUGCAGCCAGAUGGACAAGUACGAGUGGUGGAGUACCAGGUGGACACCGAUAAUGGCUUCAAAGCUUUUGUUAAGUACCGAAAAAUAUCAAGCAGGCUUGAAGGUCAUUUAAGAUUCCCAAAGGACUUCUCUCAUCCUGUCGUUUUAGCAGUGCCAGUUAGUUUAAUAUCUAGCGACCUAUUUAACGCUGAAGACAAAUAUCCGAAUUUUCCACACUAGUCAAAGGAAAAGUGCAAGAGGAAAAGACUGAUAUUUAUUUGCAUAAUUAAACAGAAUGGGUGGAGCAAAAUUUAUCUGUAAAUAACAUUUGAAUAAAGUAUA
Anoplophora glabripennis (Asian longhorned beetle) is the source of this 662-nucleotide messenger RNA. Its product is annotated as larval cuticle protein A2B-like. Bases 120 to 560 code for a protein of 146 amino acids. The transcript has 4 exons. The record is from RefSeq and is a predicted model, not a curated record. Gene Ontology annotation, cellular component: extracellular matrix. NCBI's taxonomy places the organism in Eukaryota, Metazoa, Arthropoda, Insecta, Coleoptera, Cerambycidae.